UCCGUUACAAACAUCUAGAAACCACUGUUAAAGGCUGUGGACUGACGGCUCACCGCAAAAUGAGUGAGUAUUUUAAUGGGACUGUGUUCAUGGAACGUCCGUGGUCAGAGGCAGAGAGGUGGCUGCUGGUGGCUGUGUUGGGACUAGAGAUGGUCAUGGGAGUUGUGGGAAACUGUCUUGUUCUGCUGGUCAAAGUCAUGUGCAGGGGUCAGUUCAGCUGUCGUUAUUGGCUUCCUUUCAUCAGUCUCACCUUGUCAGAUUUAGGCUGCUCCUUCCUCAUCAUCUCCAGCUCCCUGUUUGCCAUGCUGACAAGAGGUCAGAGGUCACCGUGGUGUGAGGUCGUCAGCCUGCUUAAGUUUUCCUUCAUCACCUCCUCCAUAGGGAGCAAAGCUAUCCUCUGUGUGCAACGACUGAUCGGCAAGGCCUCCACAGAAAGUGCUCUCUUUGUUGUCAUAGUGACAGCCUGCUUGGCUUCUUGGGUGACAGGAAUGGUGUUUGGGAGCAUCCCUGUUGUCUACGCCUGGAUCAGGUAUGACCCUGCAGAGAUGCUGUGUGCUGUCUUCUGGGAGAACAGCUACUCAGACAUGUUGGUCUACAUUCUCUGUGCUUUCUCAAUCUGUUUCUUCCUCCCCUUCCUCCUAAUCUUCUUCUGCUCUUUACUAAGUGCCACCAGCUGCUGCUUGAGGUGCAACAGUGAUGAUGUAGCAGAUCUGUCUGCAGUCACUCCUCUGCUGGUGGCCUCCUACAUGCUCUGCUACACUCCCUUUGUUCUGUCUGAGCUGAUCCUGCUGGGCAGGAUGGACCUGUCACCGGCACCUGAUUGGUUAAGGACGCUGUCAUCAGUAAUGUCAUACAUGGACUGUAGUCUAAACCCUCUUAUUUACUGCUCCCAUCAAGACUUCAGAGAGGCGGGCCUGGCCCUGCUGUGGACCAAUAGGAAACCACAAUCAAAGCCUGUCCUCACUUCUAUCACUAAACAUGACGUGUGAACAUAUUCCCCAGAAAUUUCAAGAACCCAACAAUGACACAUCUUAUAAACAGCUGCAUUUAUCUGAGGUCACUAUGUAAUUACUGGCAUGUUUUUUGGAUUUCAGGGGAAUUAAAAGGCCCCUUCUUUGUUUCCUUAUAAUAAACAGCAUAAUAUCUACUCAUUUAUUUUUUCUCUUUUCUCUUUAACAUGCUGAAAGUAGAGUUUUUGAAAUAAGGAUGUCUACAAUAUAUUCUUAAUAUGGAUUGUAUUAAGAGCAUAAUGCCAUUUAUGUAAGGCAAUUACUUACUUAAUACUUAAUUACUUUGUAGUAGGUAAUAAUAAUCACACACUUUAACUGUUUUUUUUCACCAAAUUUUAGUGAAACAUUGAAACCCAAAAUUGAUGUACCAGUUAGAAAGCAAAAUGGUGACAAUACUCUUUGCCUGCGACUUAUGAUGGUCAUCCCUCUGGAACACCCUCCCUGCAGAUAUCCGAAAUGCUACAUCCCUGGACAUUUUCUUAAAAACUCCUGAAACACCACCUGUUUAC
Molecule: messenger RNA, 1519 nt
Organism: Perca fluviatilis (European perch)
Lineage: Eukaryota; Metazoa; Chordata; Actinopteri; Perciformes; Percidae
Product: parapinopsin
Exons: 8
Coding region: 60-989 (309 amino acids)
Biological process (GO): G protein-coupled receptor signaling pathway
Cellular component (GO): membrane
Molecular function (GO): G protein-coupled receptor activity
Source: RefSeq, a predicted model, not a curated record